AUGUCUUCGCAAGUGUCUGAAGAACAGGAUGCUACGUCGGAGAAGCCACUUGAAGAACAGUCUUUCUUUGAGAAUAUCCUGACGCCCGGGUCUUCGCUGCACCCCACGUUUCUCUUCAUCGUAGACUUUGCUCUAGCCUUCCUUGCGAUGGUCUUCAUCUCACUGGCCGUUCUCACAUCCGGAAAUGUGCACUUCUAUAUUCUACUCGGGAUCACGCUGGCUCUGUGGGGAAGCAUCAAGUGGUUCGUGUACGAAUUACAGAAUGCGCCACCGGUGGAGCCCAGUAUACAAGACGAGAAGAAAGACCAAUAA
Peniophora sp. CBMAI 1063 is the source of this 312-nucleotide messenger RNA. The record is from the annotation of a GenBank genome assembly. NCBI's taxonomy places the organism in Eukaryota, Fungi, Basidiomycota, Agaricomycetes, Russulales, Peniophoraceae.